AUGCCGAGCGCACGAACGAACUUGGGCCCUUUCACAACAGAGUGGAAGUACCCUGAUCGAUGUACGGUGCCAGUCACCGAUUGCUCGACAUGCACGAAUGCCUGGCAAGGCCAGACGUGCGGGAAUAAUCAGGACAACACGCAAGGAGUGCUCGACGAUACAGACUGUUGGCCACCGCGACAAUCGUCAUUCGCCGCCGAAAAUGCCGUGAAUGGCUGGGGCUUCUACUCUCCCGCGUUCGAGUGCCCACAAGGCUACGAAACAGCGUGUACCGCGACGGGUCCUCAGACUGGAAACUUUAAUUUUCAGUUCUCGAUACAAGAUGAUGAGAGGGUGAUAGGAUGCUGUCCAUCGGGAUCAUUACAAGUCGCCUCAUGCUCGAAGCAAAAGACUGUUCUCAACUGGCUCACCCUCCCAGCGACAGUGACAGACGAAACCAGCACAGUGUCUCUCGAUGGGAUAACCAUCUUCGCACCAAUGAUCCAGCUCAAUUAUCGCGAAAAAGAUCUCUCCUUGUCAUCUGGGUCAACAAGAUCUACAAAAACAGUAUCCGCUCCAGUAGAGACUGGUUCAAGUGAAUCAUUCUCAAACAAUUCCUCUAGCGGAGGACUAUCGACGGGUGCUAAAGCUGGUAUAGGUGCUGGGGUUGGAGUAGCCGGGCUGCUGAUUAUUGGAGCCGCGUUUUAUCUUUGGAGAAGAAGAAAGAGGGCUACACCGCCGGCUGCGGAGCUGGAGACGAAGGAGGAUACGAAGAAUGCGGGAUCAGUUUUGACUUAUGGAUCGCCGCCACCGCAGUAUCCUCCUAUUGAACUGGAUGCGACGACAUCGAGACAUGAGAUGUGA
This is a messenger RNA of Fusarium tjaetaba, 843 nucleotides long. RefSeq lists its product as uncharacterized. The record is from RefSeq and is a predicted model, not a curated record. The coding region runs from base 1 to 843 and encodes 280 amino acids. NCBI's taxonomy places the organism in Eukaryota, Fungi, Ascomycota, Sordariomycetes, Hypocreales, Nectriaceae. The transcript is spliced from 3 exons.